Messenger RNA from Colias croceus (clouded yellow), 6891 nucleotides. RefSeq names its product DAZ-associated protein 2-like. The record is from RefSeq and is a predicted model, not a curated record. The transcript is spliced from 5 exons. Lineage: Eukaryota; Metazoa; Arthropoda; Insecta; Lepidoptera; Pieridae. The coding region runs from base 3586 to 4104 and encodes 172 amino acids.
AGCUUUACAAAAUAUUUUGAUGAGUAGUAAUUUUUUAAAACCACUUUCUAUCAAUAUAAUUUGUUAUUAUGAACAUUGUUUAUGUAAGACAAUACAAGCUUCUCAAAUUCUGCUUCAGCAGGUCUAUGAGAAUCUAAUUAUAGUAUGCUAUCAAAAAAUCUCAGUUCUCAGAAUACACAAGUGUGAUUCAAAAUAAAUCAGAGGUCACCUUAUCUAUUAAAAAUAUUCAAUUUUCCCAUUCUAUUUAACUACGCAACUAUUAAAAUUGACAAAAAGUGCAUAACAACUUUGUGAUCAAUAUAAAUUCAAGUUUUUGCCUUUUAUUUUUACUCAAACCCUGUGCGAAUCCAAUGAAGAUCGUUCAAAAUAUUUAAAUUCGUACAAUGACCUUCACCUCGCCGCGGCCGGUAACGCAUUUGUGAAACUGGUUUUACGAAGAAAUUUCUACUGAAAAUCACAUAGGAACCAAGUCGACUCCCUCGGAAUGGUUGUCUAGCUAUCUUAAUGACUAGGGGGGUUUGAAUACUGGCUGUAUACUAUGUGUUUUGGCUUUUGUUAUCCUUCUAGAUGUUAAUAUAUAACCGUUCCGAGACAUAGAUCUACUAUGGUAAAAAAACAAGUUGUCUAAGUCAAAAAAGGACUUUGAAUUCACUCUGGACUUCAAUGUUCUUGGAUAAUUAACAGGUGUCUGCUCUUUCUUUCAUUUUUUCUAUGAUUAUUUGUUUUACAGCUUAUUUUUUUACCUUUUUUCAAUCACUCAUUUCACAAUGGCGGCCCUUUGGAUUUAACUUCAUUUUUAAAAUUUUGUGCAUUCAAUUUUUGAAUGCAUGAAAAUUGAAUUCGAGAAAUUUUGUUUUUUUUUUUCAUCAAAGGGCUAGUCAUUCUUCUUAAUGUUUGUUUUGCUAGUGUUUUUGCACCUUCUUUAACGUGGAGGCAAAUAUAGUUGUUUUAUUUUUUUUCUCUAUUUUUUGUUUCGUAGAUGUUGCCUCUGUGUUUAAACAAUCCCAUUGUUUGAUUGAAAUGGGGUUGUUUUGUCUAAUACCAUUAUAGAUAAUGCUAAUUAUUAACUAUGGAUAGUUAUAAUGUGAUUUUUUAUAAUAAUAAUAUUAAAUAACUGAAACAACGAUUGAAAUAUCAAUAAAACUGAACAUAGAUCAUAUUAUGAGAAUUUAAGCCGAUUAUGAAAUUAUCAAAAAAACACAUUAAUUUUAAUAUUGGAUGCAGUUUUCCUUCAAGUGUAAUUUGGAAAGUUGCAGCUGAUUUUAUGUUUAAGUUUGAGUGUCACUAACAUAAGUGAAAGUCUACAAAAAUCACUUACACUUUUAUAUUUAAAGUACUUUGGAGUUUUGUGUAAUAAUUUUGUCAGUGUUUAUGAUUUUUGUAGAUUUUGUUUUAAUAAAUCGAAAUGUGGAACUUGUACAUCUUCUUAUUACUAUACUUAGAAUUUUAUUAUACUGGUACUUUGCUUGAUUUCGGUUUAUUAUUACAUUUAUUUGUAGGGUGAUGGUCAAAGUGAUGCAAUAUUAUAUUAUUGCAUUACUUUAAUAGUUAUAUCGUACUUAUAUUACGUUAAGAUAACGUCGAUCGCGUGUUACUCCCAAGUAACAGACGAUCCAGGUUUUGCCUUUUUAAUUUAUAUUUUAUUUUUACGAUUGAAUUAAAAAGGUACAUUAAUGAAAUAACAGGAAUGAGACGUUAGUGUGUUAUUAGUUUAAGAUCGAAUGGAGAUUUUCUCAAAUCUUUAUUCCCGUCUGCUCAGCAGACGGUGCAUGCUCAGCUUAUAGAAGGACAGGGAAGUAUGCUAGUAUACAAUUAAUAUUAUACUGUUAUUUAAGAAAAUUUACCUUUCUAAAUCAAUUUUACUAAUUUCGAUAUUUUAAGCAUCCGUUUCACAGGGUUCCUGAUUUUGUUAUGCUUUAACAUUAUGGGGCUUACACAUUCAUAUUUAUUUCUAAAAAUACCCUAAUAUUAAUAAAUUUUUUGUCAGAGUAAAAUGUUCCAAGUUUACUCUGGCAUUCCGUAGUGGGACAGGAUAGAAAUAUAUAAGUAUUUUGUAAAGGGUUUUUUACCAGGAUUUUUGUGUAUUGUCCCGUGUACAAGGUUUUGCUGUUUAUAUGCAGCGUUUAUUGAUUUUGCGUUGUAACAGCUAGUUGGUAUUUUGUGUUGCUAAUCGUUGUUCCACCGACACUUUUUGUUUGUACAUUGAAUAGUCUGGCAUGUACCUAACCGUCAUAGUUUUUUGUUCACACUGCAUGGUUCUGUGUCCUUCGACGCAUUCAUAUCAUAGAUUUAUUUCUCACAAAAAAACGCUUUUUUGCAUUCGCUUGUUAGUAAAACAGCAAAAUGAUUUUGUUAUUAAACCGAUUCGUUUAUCUAACGACAAGAAAUCUUGGUAAACAUGUUUUAGCUAGAUAAUUUACGAUAGUUAAUAUUGUUUUAAAGGAAUGUUCACAAAUGUGCUCACUGUUUGGACGCUAUUGCGUCUUAAUAAUCACUGUUUUUGCAAGGCUGUUGAGUGGAUAUUGAAGUCUGAAACAACAUCAGCCUCGCAAGAAUACAGCCAUAUAUACAAGCUUUGAAGAACUUGAACAAAGGUGGACAAUAUAGAGCAUAGAAGCUUUUGUAUAUGGUUCGAGUGACCUUGUAUAGAGCCCUGGCUACAUAUACUAGGGCACUCGAUUUUAGACAUGUUAUAUAAAUGAAUAUACUAAUGUUUUCCCCGUAAGGUUCAUGAACGUGUGAUAAUUGUUUUGUUAAAGAUGUUCUGCCCAGAUGGCCACACUCGCUGGCUUUUUAUUGGUCAGAAACAUCUGUCAGGACUAGCGAGUGUGACCAUUGGUUAUAGGAAUGCAUUGUAAAUAACAUUUGGUAGGUUUGUGCCUACCAAAUCAUUUGGUCUCCAGUUGCGGAGGUCUGAAUUUUUUUUGUAUGAAUAAAAAAAAUUCAAGGCGUUUGUACCGCGUUGUAUGGACAUCGCUUGUCGUUAACACUGGCGCUAGUGAGCGCGUAAAUGACGCACUCAGCCUCCGUCGUUUACGCUCGCCACGCUGUAGUGUUGCAAAUAAUAUUUUUGGUAGAUUGUGAAUAUAGCAACACAGUCGUGGUCACAUCACUACGUCACGCGUGAAUGCUCGGGCUUGGGUUGCGGCGCGCUGUUGCGCGAACUUGUCCGAUAGAUGGCGUCGCACUGAUGAAUCUAAAUUACACCUUGGUACACGUACAGUUCAGCUAUUCACAUAUCGAAACACAUUCCACUUUAAAGAGGGUACCAUGUGACUAAUUAAUAAUUUAUGAAUAACAUUACUCUUAUCACUUAUACUAUCAUUCAAUUUAGCGACAAUGCAUCACUGAAAGCAAUUAUUGUUUAGUCCCGCGUAGCACCAUCGCAACACAACCGAGGCGAACCUUUCCUGUCGUUCAUUGUCUUGGCAUUUUUCGUGUAGUACGUGUUGCUGUUGAGUCAAUUACAUUCAUUCAAUUUUUAUUGAAUUUUUGUAUGCGAAAAAUUGCAUGAUUCGUAAUUGAUGGGGUACCCUCGUUAAAGUGUCGUAGUCAGUGCGACGUCCGUUCGGGCUAGCGAGUGGGAUGCGAAUGCUAAAGUGUCGAGUUGUUGCAGUCACGCCUCCCCUCGGCGCCUACCCCCAACCCCAGCCCCCGCAAGGGCCCUUCUUGCCGGCUCCGCCGCAUCAGGCAGCGCCGCAGUAUGGAGUGGCGGGUGGUUCGCCCUACGGAGUGGCGUUUGGCGGCGCGGGCGCAGGCGCGGGGGGUGUGUACGCGCCCCCUCCCUACGACCAACUGCAGCACCACCAGGCUAUACCUGCGCUGAGCCAGCAGCUACCAAUGUAUAGUGGUGCAGCAGCCAUGUACGCAGCGGCGGCGGGCUACCCGGGAUAUAUUGGAUACCCGGUGCAAUACUACCCAUACUACCCGGUGCAACCCUCCAUUCAACCCUUGAGGCCAACUAUCAUGAUUCCGAACGGUUUCGAGGCCGGCGGUCGGUUCGAGGGCCUGGCGCAGACGCUGCUGCCGCCCGCGCCGCCCGCCGUGCCGCCCUCCCCCGCGCACCUCGCCGCCAUACAGCCGCACCAAGUGCUGUGGCGUUAAAAACAUGAUUGGCCGUAACCGACGGCGCACCGACGAUACUAAUCUCGUAACACAAGGAUACAACUAGCCUCUAACUACCCUUAUUUUGGAAUGUUUUCUAACGUUAUUUUAAACAGAAUCUCUGCCAGCUUGAAUGUAACUCGAAUAUCUCAAAUACUUUAAAUAAAUACCGAUGUUAGAAAGUUUAAAUAAACUGAUAAAUAAGAAAUCUCCAUUAAAACGUUACUGUAUUUUUACACAAAUGAUAUCAAAAUAAUAUAUGUCUGUACACGAGAUUUAGGGAUAAAUGAUAAAUGUAAAAUAUAUUUUACAUAAUAUUAAUGAAUACAUACAAAUAUACUGCGCAUUCGUCGGUUAUAUCAGCUUAGCCCGAUUUUUGACUGUGAUUUGUUAUUUGCGUUCGUCAUUUGAGUGUAAUAUCUAAAUGUUAAUUUAAUGCUCUCUAUAAUAAAAUAAAAAACCCUCUUUAUUCCGUUUAUAAAAAAUAAUACUACGAUAUAUGCGAAUAAAAAUAUAUCGUGAUGUGAUUUUGGUGUGCAAAAACAUUAAAAUAAACAUUAUGAAUUUCUAUCAUUCAAAUUUUUUUGCAUUCAUGAAAUUUGAACAUUCGUUGAAUGUAAAUGUACAACAUUUUAAUUUUAAUGUUGAAUGCAUUCAAAUGACGAACGUACGGUAGAACAGAUGAGUGAAGCCGGGGGCUCACUAUAGUAUUAGGCGGUUUCGCCUCGAAACUAGCUAUAGACCGCGGGUUUGGGUGCUGUUUGUGGAAAAAUGAACAAAUAAAUAAUACUUUAUUAAGAUAAAGUGUUCAAAAUGUAACGGUAUCGUAGAUUCCCUUUCUAAAAGUGAAAUUGGUAAAAAAACACUAAAUUAAUUCUAAAUCUUUUUGUUAAAAACAAGUUGAAAAAGAUAUCAGUAUUACUGUAUUAAUGAAUAAUCUGCGAUCAGUAGGGAUGUAUUUAGAUUUCGUCUUGCAUAUAUUUAAAAGUAUAAAGAAGUAAUAUUUCAAACUAUCCUCUUACAAAUACUGUGCCUUUAGACAUAUCUUCAAAACUUAGUUGUUUUAUAGCUUUAAAGUAAGGUAGCUACUCGCAUUGUGUUAAAUUUGUAUUUGAUUAUGCUCGCGAUAUUUUUGACUAUCGUUUUGAUGAAUCGCAUCGAAAUAGUUACAUCCCUACGCAGAUAAUUAUCGCACAAAAGCACAAAAAUCCGCGUUUAGUUAUAUAAAGAUUUAAACUGGUUGUGCGUGACACGUGCGAGAGGGACGGCCUGUGUGCGAGCGAGAGAGAAUGAUCGAUAUUUUCCAUUGUAUUUAAUUUGUAUCAUAAGUACGUUUUGUUGUAGUUGUAAGUUGUUGUGUUGUUCUUGCGAUACAAAGAUCUUUGUAUUGCACGAACAUGUUGUUCUAUCCUUGCCGUUUUUUUGUAUUAAAACUUUGUUAAGGUGCUUUUUGGUCGGACAGCAAAACUUACUUAUGAUUACGGGGCCGUGUAACCAAUGGUUGAUUUAUUUUUGUGAUUAUUAAAUACAAAAUUGUCUUGUGCGAACGUAAGCGGCUUUUUGUUAUUUUUGGGCCAAAUUGACGCGCUUUUUUAGUAAAAACGUAUAUUUAACGCUUUCAACUUGAAAUGCAAUUUAAUUGAACUGUUAUCAAAUGACAGUUGUAAACAGUGAUUACACGGAUCCCUCAUUGAUGGUGAGAGUAUAGAAUCUCAAAUGUAUUGAAAUUAUUAUUUAGUUGUAUGGACUGUGUUUAGAUUUCCAGUUAACACUUGACCGCGUUUAUAUUAAAAUAUCUAAUUAACGUGACGUCCAAAAUAAAAAUUUAUGAUGACUAUUUAGUUUUACACUAAAACAAUAUGUAUAAAACUAUAUUUUUCUGCAUUUAUUCAAAAACUAUCCCACCUUUGCACAGUCCGUAGUUCCAGUCUUAUUAUUAAAAGAAUUCAGUCACAAAUACGGUGAUGGCGGACUGAAUCACUUUUGUACUGACAUAACCUUUGUAUUGGAUGAAUAGAACAAUGUAAUGGAAUUUUUGUAUUCACUGAACAUUUGUAUUCAUGUAUUUAAUUUGAAAGCGAUACAGCACGCCUCACCGGGCCUCUUAUAUUUUUACUAGUUUGUGGUAUUUUUAUUAUAUUGCAUUAUUUUUGUUAAUCAUGUUUUUCCGACGUGUGUGCGAUUUUGAAACUCGUGUUUUAGAAUACAAAAAUGUAUAAGAACGUUUAGAUCUGAUAGUUGUUUUAAGGAAAUUUUGGCAGAAACUAGCCAACGCAUUAGUAUCCCAACUUCAAGGGACCAUAGAGAAAAUUGUUUUAACGUUCAAAACCCAAAUAUUGCAGUGAUCUUUAUUUCAUAUUUGAUUAGCUCAUGAAGAAUCUCUUUGCGUAUUAUAUUUAUUUACUUAUAUGCACAAUUUGAACAUAUUGUUAACUAUUUUGUUGUUAUUAAUAUUGCGAAAGAUCCUUUAGAGUUUAGAGACAUCGAAACGUCGUAUGCAUAAAAUAUAAUUAACUUAUUUUUCAUGUUUAGAUUUAUUAACUUCAAAAUUAUUUUAUUUUGUCAAACGAAUGUUGUAUUAUAUAAAUAAAUUACACGCCUAAAGUUUGUGUAUUUCUUAAGUUUAAAUAAAAAAAAUUCUUGCAUAUAAGUAAAUGUAUAAUAAUUGUUGAAUUAAAGUCGUAAGUAAAAGUGGGUUUUGCUCAAUCGUGUGUAUCGACUUCGGAGUCACGUGCAAUAUAUAGCAUAAUUAUUAUUUUGUUUCCAAUAAAACUUAUAAAAAUACAA